Lodderomyces orthopsilosis Co 90-125 is the source of this 1053-nucleotide messenger RNA. It is a transcript of the gene SIS1, whose product is annotated as type II HSP40 co-chaperone. Gene Ontology annotation, biological process: translational initiation. Gene Ontology annotation, cellular component: cytosol. Lineage: Eukaryota; Fungi; Ascomycota; Pichiomycetes; Serinales; Debaryomycetaceae. The record is from RefSeq and is a predicted model, not a curated record. The coding region runs from base 1 to 1053 and encodes 350 amino acids. The transcript has a single exon. Gene Ontology annotation, molecular function: protein-folding chaperone binding.
AUGGUUAAAGAUACAAAACUUUAUAACUUACUAGGCGUUGAACCAACUGCCAGUGAAGCAGAAAUUAAAAAGGGUUACAGAAAACAAGCAUUGAAAUACCAUCCAGAUAAACCAACGGGUGAUACUGAAAAGUUUAAAGAAAUAUCCGAAGCUUUUGAUAUUUUAUCCAAUGCCGAUAAGAGGGAAGUUUAUGAUCAAUAUGGUCUAGAAGCAGCAAGAGGUAAUGCUCCAGCGGCUGAUCCUGGCAAUCCAUUUGGUGGAGCAGGAGGCGGUGUCGGUGGUUUCAACUUCGGUGGUGGAGGUGGUGGUUUCAGAUCCUCUGGUGGUGGUUUCUCACAAGCGGAUGCAUUCAACAUCUUUUCCCAAAUGGGUGGGUUCGGUAUGGGUGACGAUGGUUUCACUUUCAGCCUGAGUGGGUUCGGAGGUGGUGCCGGCGGAUCACCAUUUGGUGGUGCAGGUGGGGGAUUCAGAUCAGCUGGUGGUGGAAUGCCAGGUGGAUUUGGUGGACGUCAACAACAAAGACCCGAGCCAGACACUGUAUCUAUACAACUCCCAGUAUCAUUAGAAGACUUGUAUAAAGGUGCCACCAAGAAGAUGAAGAUUACUCGAAAAGAUGCCAGCGGAACAAGAGAACAAAAAGUGUUGGAAGUUAAUAUAAAACCGGGUUGGAAAUCUGGUACCAAGAUCAAUUUCGCCAAUGAAGGUGAUUACCAACCUGAAUGUGGUGCAAGACAAACUAUACAAUUUGUUAUACAAGAGAAACCCAACCCAACUUUCAAGAGAGAUGGAAACGAUAUCAAAAUGAAUGUUCAUUUAUCAUUUAAGGAAUCACUUUGUGGUUUUGAAAAAGAUGUAACCACAUUAGAUGGAAGAAGAAUUUCAUUAAGUAGAUCAAGCCCUGUACAACCAAACUCAACUACCAACUAUCCAGGUUUGGGAAUGCCAAUAAGUAAAAGCCCGGGUCAAAAAGGUGAUUUGGAAAUCACAUAUAAAGUUGAUUAUCCAUCAUCAUUAACUCCAGCACAAAAGCAAGCCAUCUUGGAUAACUUUUGA